AUGUCAUUUCUAGGUUUCGGUGGCGGUGGCCAAUCUCAAGUUUCUUCUCAACAAAAAGUCCAAGCUGCUGAGGCGGAGUUGGACCUUGUUACGGAUAUGUUUAACAAGUUAGUGGACAACUGUCAUAAGAAAUGUAUCAGUUCCUCAUACAGUGAAGGUGAUUUGAACAAAAACGAAUCCAACUGUCUCGACAGGUGUGUUGCUAAAUAUUUUGAAACUAACAUCAAGGUUGGUGAAAAUAUGCAACAAAUUGGUCAAAAUUUCCAAGCUGCUGGUCGUCUUUGA
Zygosaccharomyces rouxii is the source of this 285-nucleotide messenger RNA. RefSeq names its product protein transporter TIM10 (gene TIM10). The coding region runs from base 1 to 285 and encodes 94 amino acids. Gene Ontology annotation, biological process: protein insertion into mitochondrial inner membrane. Gene Ontology annotation, cellular component: mitochondrial inner membrane. Lineage: Eukaryota; Fungi; Ascomycota; Saccharomycetes; Saccharomycetales; Saccharomycetaceae. The transcript has a single exon. The record is from RefSeq and is a predicted model, not a curated record.